Cavia porcellus (domestic guinea pig) is the source of this 2845-nucleotide messenger RNA. It is a transcript of the gene Fbln1, whose product is annotated as fibulin 1. The record is from RefSeq and is a predicted model, not a curated record. The transcript has 17 exons. NCBI's taxonomy places the organism in Eukaryota, Metazoa, Chordata, Mammalia, Rodentia, Caviidae. Gene Ontology annotation, molecular function: calcium ion binding; peptidase activator activity. Bases 138 to 2252 code for a protein of 704 amino acids. Gene Ontology annotation, cellular component: extracellular region. Gene Ontology annotation, biological process: extracellular matrix organization.
GCCCCGCCCCGCCGCGCCCCCCGGGCGGGAUACUUGAACCGCACGGCCCGGCCCUGCCGCGCUGCCGACCUCGGCCGAGCGCGGAGCGCAGGACCCGCGCCUUUGUCCCCGCCGCCGUCGCCACCGCCGCCGGCCCCAUGGAGCGCGCGCGCCCGGCCCUGCUGUCGCCAAUGCUGCUGCUCGGCGGCCUGUCGCUGCUGGUGGCCCGAGUGGAUGCAGACGUCCUCAUGGAGGCCUGCUGUGCGGAUGGACACCGGAUGGCCACUCAGCACAAGGACUGCUCACUGCCAUAUGCCCCAGAAUCCAAGGAAUGCAGGAUGGUCCAGGAGCAGUGCUGCCACAGCCAGCUGGAGGAGCUGCACUGCACCACGGGCAUCAACCUGGCCAACGAACAGUACAGCUGCAGCACGCCCCCCGGUGACAACACCAGUCUCGAGGCCAUGUUUGUGAAGAGGUGCUGCCACUGCUGCCUGCUGGGCCGCGCGGCCCAGGCCCAGGCCCAGAGCUGCGAGCCGAGCCUCAUGCUGGGCUACCAGUGCGGGCUGGUGUUCCGAGCCUGCUGCGUCCGGGGCCAGGAGAGCACAGACUUCGCCCCCGGCGACGUGGGGGACCCCCAGGAAAAUGCUAAGAUUGCUGCUGCUGAGGAGGAACAGGAGGACCCCUACCUGAACGACCGCUGUCGAGGUGGCGGGCCCUGCAAGCAGCAGUGCCGCGACACGGGGGACGAGGUGGUCUGCUCCUGCUUCGUGGGCUAUCAGCUGAUGCCUGAUGGCGUCUCCUGCGAAGACGUCAAUGAAUGCAUCACAGGCAGCCACAGCUGCCGGCUUGGAGAGACCUGCAUCAAUACCGUGGGCUCUUUCCGCUGCCAGCGGGAGAGCAGCUGCGGCACUGGCUAUGAGCUCACGGAGGACAAUGACUGCAAAGAUAUUGACGAGUGUGAGAAUGGUAUUCAUAACUGCCCCCCCGAUUUUAUCUGUCAGAAUACUCUGGGAUCCUUCCGUUGCAGACCCAAGCUGCACUGCAAGAGCGGCUUUAUACAGGAUGCUCUAGGCAGCUGUAUUGAUAUCAAUGAGUGUUUAAGUAUCAGUGCCCCGUGCCCUGCUGGGCAGGCCUGCAUCAAUACGGAGGGCUCCUACACGUGCCAGAAGAACGUGCCCAACUGUGGCCGUGGCUACCAUCUCAACGAGGAGGGCACUCGCUGUGUUGAUCUGGACGAGUGUGCGGCCCCUGCGGAGCCCUGCGGGCCCGGGCAUCGCUGCCUCAACACCCCUGGCAGCUUCCGCUGUGACUGCAAGGCUGGGUACUACUUCGACAGCAUCAGCAGGACAUGUGUGGACAUCAACGAGUGCCAGCGCUAUGCCGGACGCCUGUGCGGCCACAAGUGUGAGAACACACCGGGCUCGUAUCACUGCAGCUGCUCCGUGGGCUUCCGGCUGUCCGUCGACGGCCGGUCGUGUGAAGAUGUCAACGAGUGCCUUAGCAGCCCCUGCAGCCAGGAGUGCGCCAACGUCUACGGCUCCUACCAGUGCUACUGCCGCCGCGGCUACCAGCUCAGCGACCUGGACGGUGUCACCUGUGAAGACAUUGACGAGUGUGCCCUGCCCACCGGGGGCCACAUCUGCUCCUACCGCUGCAUCAACAUCCCCGGAAGCUUCCAGUGUAGCUGCCCAUCGACCGGCUACCGGCUGGCACCCAAUGGCCGCAACUGCCAAGAUAUCGACGAGUGUGUGACCGGCAUCCACAACUGCUCUGUCAAUGAGACCUGCUUCAACAUCCAGGGCGGCUUCCGCUGCCUGGCCUUCGAGUGCCCCGAGAACUACCGCCGCUCCGGAGACACGCUCCGCCAGGAAAAGACGGACACCGUGCGCUGCAUCAAGUCCUGCCGCCCUGGGGACAUGGCCUGCAUUCGGGACCCGGUCCACACCAUCUCCCACACGGUCGUCUCGCUGCCCACCUUCCGAGAGUUCUCCCGCCCUGAAGAGAUCAUCUUCCUGCGGGCCGUCACGCCGCUCUACCCCGCCAACCAGGCUGACAUCAUCUUCGACAUCACCGAGGGGAACCUUCGGGACUCCUUUGACAUCAUCAAACGCUACACGGACGGCAUGACCGUGGGUGUCGUGCGCCAAGUGCGGCCCAUCGUGGGCCCAUUCCACGCAGUGCUAAAGCUGGAGAUGAACUACGUGGUCGGGGGUGUGGUCUCCCACCGAAACGUCAUCAACGUCCACAUCUUUGUCUCUGAGUACUGGUUCUGAGGGCGCCCCCAAGGGCACCCCCAGGUCCACCUGCCGCAGUGGAGCUCUGCUCUGUACCUGUCUGCAGCUUCACAUCAUGCAUUGGUUUGUAGCGUUAGGCCAGGGGUACACACUGAGCCAGGGUCCAUCCAUCUCACGUCUCUGAUGUGUAAAUAAUGCGUUCAGUUGCUCAGCUGUUUGGUUGAAAACCUUGCUUAUUUUUUAAUGCAAAAGCUAAAUGUUACUCCCUUCUGCCUGUGAGGUGGGCCUUACCCACGGGACCAAGCAAAGAGACAAUUUCAGAGGGGCAGCCAGGCGUCCAGAUGCCAAGCAAAGGCCAGUUCUUGCCCUGAUUACAUGAAAUUUCUUAUUUUAAUAUUUUUUUUGCCAGUCAGGUACACAUAUCCAAGUACAGGGCUGCUGAAUGGGAGCACACACAGGUCCACCCCAAUCUCCCCAGAAGCCGCUCCUACCAGGCAGGACACUCUCGUGGGAAAGACAUGGACCACUGGGCUGGGUGUGGGCCCAGUGUGCACACCAAGGCUGACGGGGCUCCUGUGCACCCUGUACCCACUUUUUCUACAGGUGAAAAAUAAACAGCUUUGUGAUCUCCA